Molecule: messenger RNA, 611 nt
Organism: Guillardia theta CCMP2712
Lineage: Eukaryota; Cryptophyceae; Pyrenomonadales; Geminigeraceae
Exons: 5
Coding region: 37-570 (177 amino acids)
Cellular component (GO): chloroplast; thylakoid
Molecular function (GO): peptidyl-prolyl cis-trans isomerase activity
Source: RefSeq, a predicted model, not a curated record
GAAGGCUCGUUGCCGGACAAGAGUGAAAUCGUGAGCAUGCCUGCACUCAAGGGCAAGGACUACGGCAAGACCAAGAUGAAGUACCCGGACUUCGUUGCCACGCCCUCAGGUCUGCAGUACAAGGAUGUCAAGGUCGGCAAUGGUGAGAGCCCGGAGGACGGCGACCGAGUUGUCUUCGAUUGGGAAGGAUACACUAUCGGCUACUACGGCAGAAUCUUUCAAGCUAAGAAUGGCGUGAAGGGAGGAGCGUUUGCCGACGAGACAGACUUUCAACGCUGUGUCCUCGGCAGCCACACUGUGAUCCCUGGCCUUGAGGAAGGGCUGAAGGGCAUGAAAGUUGGGGGGAUUCGACAGCUUGUCGUCACCCCUGAGCUGGGGUACCCCGAGGACGAUCCUUCCCAUACUCGGGUCGGCCCGAAGCCAUCGACCUUUGACGGCCAGAGAGCUCUCAACUUUGUCCUGUUCAACAAGGGGCUCAUUGACAAGACCCUCCUCUUCAACAUCAAGGUCAUUCGAAUUGACAAGAAGGAUGGCGACGGAAACUACAUUAGAAAGGGAAGCUCGACUUGAAACUAAACUAAACCUGAACUAAACAAGAGAAGAGAGAAACG